AUGAAGAAGAGGAAAUGUGAAAUUGAUGUUGUUACUUACACUACAAUGGUUCACGGAUUUGGUGUUGCGGGUGAGGUUAAGAGAUCGAAGAGGGUUUUUGACGCGAUGGUGAAAGAGGGUUUGAUUCCUUCUGUUGCUACUUAUAAUGCUUUGAUUCAGGUUUUGUGUAAGAAGGAUAGUGUGCAUAAUGCUUUGUUGGUUUUUGAAGAGAUGGUGGGAAAAGGGUGUGUGCCUAAUUUGACUACUUACAAUGUUGUUAUCAGAGGUUUGUGUCAUUCGGGUGAAAUGGAGAAAGCUUUGGAGUUUAUGAAGAGAAUGGAAGAAGAACAUGGGUGUAGGCCAAGUGUUCAGACAUACAAUGUUGUGAUUAGAUAUUAUUGUGAUGAGGGGGAACUUGAAAAGGGUUUGGAGUUGUUUGAAAAGAUGGGGAAUGGGACUUGUUUGCCCAGUUUGGACACCUAUAAUAUUCUGAUUAGUGCCAUGUUUGUGAGGAAAAAAUCGGAGGAUUUGGUGGUGGCUGGGAAGUUGUUGAUGGAGAUGGUUGGUAGAGGUUUCUUGCCCCGUAAGUUUACUUUUAAUCGGGUGUUAAAUGGACUUGUUCUAAUGGGGAAUCGAGAAUUUGCUAGUGAGAUAUUAAGAAUGCAAAGUAGGUGUGGUCGUGUUCUCCGGCAUAUGAAGUUAUGA
This is a messenger RNA of Vicia faba (fava bean), 684 nucleotides long. Lineage: Eukaryota; Viridiplantae; Streptophyta; Magnoliopsida; Fabales; Fabaceae. The record is from the annotation of a GenBank genome assembly.